Aplysia californica (California sea hare) is the source of this 445-nucleotide messenger RNA. RefSeq lists its product as uncharacterized. The transcript is spliced from 3 exons. The coding region runs from base 2 to 445 and encodes 147 amino acids. Lineage: Eukaryota; Metazoa; Mollusca; Gastropoda; Aplysiida; Aplysiidae. The record is from RefSeq and is a predicted model, not a curated record.
CAUGUCGCAGCAGAUCUCUUGUCUGCACAACGCCGUCCCCACAUGCGGGCCCGAGCAGAAGGCGCUCAUACAGAGCAUGCUGAACAUCUUCAUACAGCCCGACUACCAGAGGACAUGCUCCAGGAUUCCGCCAAUGAAUAUGACGCAUCACGUCACCCCAGCUGUGCCCAGUGUCCCUGGAGGCCCCACUAUGAUUCCCACCAUGAUGCCCACCAGUCCCAUCAAUAGCCAGUUGCUGCUCGUGUGCACGCAGAAGAUCAAGCAGUGCCAGAGUAACUUCAACAAAACCUUCACGGGAAACAUGGCUGCCUUCAAUAUCUCAGGACUCUACAACGGCAUGACAGCUCACCAGUGUGUGGAACAGUUUCAAGACUGCUACGUGCCAUUUAACAUGACCUUCUUUCCUGCUCUCCACACGGCAAACCUGUCACUAUUGUGCACGUAA